Gadus macrocephalus (Pacific cod) is the source of this 2069-nucleotide messenger RNA. Its product is annotated as fibronectin-like. The record is from RefSeq and is a predicted model, not a curated record. The transcript is spliced from 5 exons. Gene Ontology annotation, molecular function: protein binding. The coding region runs from base 256 to 1581 and encodes 441 amino acids. Lineage: Eukaryota; Metazoa; Chordata; Actinopteri; Gadiformes; Gadidae.
AACUGCAGAUCAUUAGCACGUUAUUUCCCCUUGCUGCUUUGCAUGUUGGCGGGACCAAUGCAAAACCAGGCAGACUGUGAUCUUAAUACCAAGCUGUACAACAUGAAUACCACAUUGUUCAGCCAACCAGACUCAUUCGGCGUUCAUUCGUGCAAGCGGCUUAAUAUUAUUUUGUUAAUCAAGUCGGAUGCUGAAUCAUACAAGGCUGGGAUAGGAUUGAAACCGUGGGUACUUUGACCGGCCUGAGCAGCCAAGAUGGAUAAAGUCUCCAUACUUUUUAUUAUCGCUCCACUGCUGUUGCCGUGUUGGUCCGAGAGACAGUUCUUCCACCAGUCCAGAAAUGCCUCCUGGGCUGAGGCGAGGCAACAUUGCCAGGUGUGCUACAAGGACCUGGUGACGAUGAGCUACGACAACAGCCUCCCUCUGGUAGAGGGGGCCAAGAGCCCGCAGUGGAUCGGUCUCCGCGAGACGUUCAACGAGACUGAUGCGCCGUGGUCUGCCUGGGCCAACGGGGACCCCAUCACCUUCCAGAACUGGUACCCCGUGAAACCCCCGCCCCCUGUUGUGGAGCCCUGCACCACUAUCGCUGCUCCCACCGUUGAUACUCGAAAGACUACUUUAACCACCAAAGGCCUUCCUGAAACCAGUAGCAGUGGCUUCACUGGAACGGCCUCAGGUGAUACUCAAAAGAAAGCUUUAACCAACACUGCCCUCCCUGAAACCAGUAGCAGUGGCUUCACUGGAACGGCCUCAGGUGAUUCUCUACAGACAGCUUUAACCAACACUGCCCUCCCUGAAACCAGUAGCAGUGGCUUCACUGGAACGGCCUCAGGUGAAACCAGUAGCUUUACGCAAACUUAUUACUCUGAUAUGACUUUCCUAACGACGCCGCAAUACGUCAGAGAGGACUGUGUGGCCAUGCACCACUUCGGACCCUGGGUGGAGGAAGACUGCAAUACAGAGUUGCCUUAUAUCUGCUAUGAUGACCGCUACUAUGGCAUCGCCUCGGUUGACCGCGACGCCACAACCGCGACGCUGAGCUGGGAGACCCCGUCUGGGAUUAUAAGCAGCUACCGCGUGGAAGUGCAUGGGGGUGGUUCCCUGAACGUUAGCGUCGAUAGUUCGCCCUAUCAAAUCUCCAACAUGACCCCAGGCACCAAAUAUGAAGUGCGAGUGUUCGCGGUGAAGUGCGACCGGGAACUGAACUCGCAGAAUAUUUCUUUCAUCACCAAGCCGGAGACGCCGUACAACCUCACCGUCGAGAACAACACGGAGACCUCCGCGGCCCUGCGCUGGGAACGGCCCGUGGGCGACCUGGAACGCUACUGCGUGAGGGUCGAAAAGAAAGAAAGACGGAUCCGUGACGUGACGGAUCCGUGCAAUUAUUAUCCCGACAAGGAAGAAGCGGUGGUCAAGGAUUUGACCCCCGGCAAUAAGUACACGGUGUACGUGCUGAGCGUCACCGGGGACGUGGAGAGCGAGAAUGCCAGUAUCACCGUGCUCACCAGUGAGUCCGCCGACUGCCGCCUCCCUCGGGGUCGUCAUGGCGACGGGCCCCUUUCCUCCAAGGCCUCUCGUUGAGUCGGGACGAGAACCGCCGGAGUCUCCCCAUCAUAGUAGGGAGUGGUUGCGAAUGCAAAAAGACUGCAAGCGCAGCCACACCUAGUUUCAAUUCAAAUAGACUCGGAAAGACGAAGUUUGUUAGAAUUAUUAGAGACAAGGAUAUGUUCUGUUUUUAUAAUUUUAUAUCAAAUUUAUGAAUGUUAUAACUUUUAUUCUAACGCCCAUUCCUUGGUUAAAAAACGACAUUGUAGCCCCAAAAGCUGACUUGUGAUGCUAAGCACAUUGUGCUUUUAUCAGGGCUUCAGAAUUUGGGUUGGAUGUGAUGUCGAUUUUCGCUUAUUCACAGUCGCAGUUUGAAAGGGUUCCACGGGCACUCAUUCUGCAGACUCACACUCCUAACAGCUAGAAAGAGGAACGACGGAUCCCUCGUUCCGAGUUCUCCUCUGAAAAUGAGGGGAGUUUUGAUCGGAUGGUUCCCCCCCCCCCCCCUCUCUCUCUCUCUCUCU